UCUUGAGCGACCUCGUCAUGAUCACUCCAUGAAGUCUCCAAGAUAGCAUGUAAAUGCUUCUGUCUUUCAGUCGCUUGCAAAAGACUCAGCCACAUUGGCUCUCACUUUGGCCGCCGGUGGGCGCAUCGCAAGCUGCGCUACGCGACUACGCUCUCAGAGGUCCAUCUCCACCAGCUCUCGUCGCUGCGCGCCCUGGGAUUCACUCCUCAGCAAACUACAGCGCCUUGCUCUCGGGCACAUACAGUUGAAGAAGGAAUCUCCUGACACCCCUCUGCAGAACGCGACCUCGAUCGAGCAACCUGCUACACCAACUGCUACACGUCGUCCACCUGCUUUCAAAGCAUGGAAACUGUCCUCACUACGAAAGCCGCUCCUCGCCUCUCACAAGCCUCGUAACGCUUUCUCUCCUAAACUAGAGGACUGGCAGCCUAGGAGAGGCCGCCGAGUUCGAGACAGCUCCAUAGAAAGCGCAAUGGAUGCGACCAUCGACAUCGCGACAACACCGUCCGCGGAUACUCCGGGCACGACGCUGGUACUUAAGACGCCCACGCGGUUCUAUGUGUUUGGCAACCAGGCGGAGGGCACGCAGCGCGCGCUCAAUGAGGGUGGACAUCGUUUGACAAAGGUACAAGAUUUCUUCAUUACGGGCAAGACCGAAUGGAGCAACAUUGGAGGACUGCUGGGCAUGGCCCUGACGCUGGCCGACGCCAGCGCAACGGCAUAUGAAAGCGCUAUGGAGUCUUACCACAAGAAAAAGAGCAAAGGGACUGCGCCAAUACCGCCCAAACUGAACCUUUACGGACCGCCCAACCUCAAGCAUGUACUGGCCACUUGUCGAAGGUUCAUCUUCAGGAAAGGUCUGCCUCUGGUCGCCACCCAGUACAGCCCUGGGCCGCCGUCGAAGACUGCCGAAGGCGUCAUUUCACCCACGUGGGAAGAUGAAAACAUCCAUGUCUGGGCCAUGUCUGUUGCGCCGUCACAGGCUCCUGGAGACAAUGAAGACAUUGAAGCUGCGCUCGCCUUCAGCAGGCAACGCUACGAUGCGACACUCAAUCAGUUCGACGACCACAAACCCAAGCCGGAUGGAGAAAGUGACGCGGAGAGGGAAAUAAGAUACGACCAAAUCCGGACUGAGGUACUCGGCCACAUGUUCGACUCAGCAUGGAGCUUCGAUACGCUGGUUGAACACCAUAUUUCCGAGGUCGAGAUGCCCACAGUGAUGUACCUGAGGAACCAGGAGACUGGACAACUCGAAAAGUACAAUGGCCCAAUGCCCGGCGGCGCUGAACCGCUACCAGAUAUCAAAGUGCUGACACGCACGCCAUGGCCUGGAGCCACGGUGCUGAGCCUUCCACCCACGAAACCGGCUUUAGAAGCGGUCUCCUAUAUCGUACGCACUCGGAAGGUGAGAGGCAAAUUCGAUGUAACCCGAGCUAGAAGCCUUGGGUUGCGGGACGGCCGUGCAUACGCCAUUCUUACCAGCGGCACUCCUGUCGAAAACGACAAAGGAGAGACCAUCACGCCCGACAUGGUGCUGGGCCCGGACAGGCCAGGCCAAGGAGUUGCCAUCUUGGAUGUUCCUUCGGUCGGCCAUCUCGAAUCGCUCAUCCAGAGGGAGGAGUUCACGUCUAGCGGCGUCAUGUCUGGAAUUCGUGCCUUCGUGUGGAUUCUGGGACCCGGCGUGUCAAGACAUCCAACGUUGAAAGACUUCAUGCACAAGUUUGACCAGGUCCAACAUGUCAUAUCAUCGGCAGACGAGGCUCCAAAUCGGGUAGCGUUGCAGUCGGUAGCAAGGCAGACAAUACAAUUGAAGCAGAUUGACCCGGCCAGCUACAAUGUCCCCGUUCAUGACGUCUCCACAAUCCCGCAGAAGCGCCUAAAUGGAGAGGUCCCUCAAGAGGGCCAGCCGUUGUCAAACGUCAUGAUUGCCGAACGAGGUCUCAGAUUCCGUCUGAUGCCGAACUGGGAGAUCCGCACGGAUGAGAUCAAACCCGACCUGGAUGUCUCGUCCAUUGAAGCUUCCACCUCGCCCAGUAUCCUUGAAUCGGCAGAGCAGGCGCGAGAGAACAUUGCACGCGACAAAGACAGUUUGCUGGCGUGGCGGCAAUUACUGGCCAGGCCCGACACGGAGAUCAUAACGCUGGGUACGGGUUCUGCGCUCCCAUCAAAGUACAGGAAUGUGUCGGCGACGUUAGUCCGGGUCCCAGGCAUAGGCAACUAUCUCCUCGACUGUGGAGAGAAUACGCUGGGCCAGCUGCGACGGGUCUUUGAACCGGACGAGCUGAUCGAGGUACUACGCGACCUACGCAUGAUAUGGAUCAGCCACCUGCACGCAGACCACCAUCUCGGAAUCACAUCCGUGAUCAAAGCCUGGUAUGCCGUCGUGCACAACAGUGUACCAUGUCCCACGCCUCCCACCAUGCCGGAUAUAUCAGACUCUCUGCAACUCUAUGGACUGUCAGUCGUCUCCCACGACGGCAUGCUCAAGUGGCUCCGCGAGUACUCGGCCGUCGAGGACUUUGGCUAUAGCCGCAUCCUCCCCCUACAGAUCACACCAUUCGCACCCGCAUCCGGCUCCCCCUCCACUCUAAGCCUCUGGCCCGGCAAUGGCCGCGAGGUCUACAAAGGCGAGCACACACUGCAAAGAAAAGACUACGAAGCCGUGCUCGGCCUCUCCGACAUCCAAGCCUGCCGGGUCGCGCACUGCUACGGCGCCAUGGCCGUAACACUUACAUUCCCGGACGCACCGGAGGACGCCCAAUCCGACCCUCCCAAAAAGCCUCUAAAAAUCUCCUACUCGGGCGAUUGCCGGCCCAGCGGGCAAUUCGCUCAAAUGGGGCGCGACACGACGGUCCUCAUCCACGAAGCGACGUUUGACGACGAGAUGCAGGCGGAUGCGAAGAAGAAGAAGCAUUCGACGACGUCGGAGGCGCUGGGGAUCGGCGCGUCGAUGGGUGCGAAGGCGGUCGUGCUCACGCAUUUCAGCCAGCGGUAUCAGCGGAUUCCGGUCCUGGAGACGGUGGAUAUGGACCAGGGUGAGGGUGUAGCGGCGGAUGUGUUGGAUGCUGAGGCUAUUGCGACGGAGGAUCCGCCUGAGGAGGAGGAAGGGGAGGCGGAUGCGGAUGUGGAGAUGGGAGAAGCGGGUGUGGAUGUGAAGGGUACGAUUUCGGGGGGUGCGGAGCCCGCUCUUCCUACCGAUCAGGUGGUGGCGCCGUCCAAGGAGAAGGUGAUCAAGGUGCGGGCGAAGGAUAUGAAGGUUGCGGUGGCGUUUGACUAUAUGAGGUUAAGGAUCGGGGAGAUUGCGCGGUUCGGGUAUUACAAUGCUGCGUUGAAUCGGUUGUUGUCCGAAGAGGAGGAAAAGGGGGAGGAGAAGGACGGAGGAGCGGGCGUGGGGGAAGAGGAGGGGAAGGUGAAUGGGAAUGGGAAGAAGACGAGUCCCAAGCAAGGGGGUGGGGAGAGGAAGAAGAAGGCGAAGAGGAGGAAUUGAGGGGGAUGUGUAGGAUGGGUGUAUGAAUAUGGAUAUCGUCGAGAGCUAUGGUGUUGGACGGGCGGAGACUCAUAUAGAACUCGGAGUUUAGGUCCUUCAAUC
Messenger RNA from Westerdykella ornata, 3589 nucleotides. RefSeq lists its product as uncharacterized. The transcript has a single exon. Gene Ontology annotation, cellular component: mitochondrion. Gene Ontology annotation, molecular function: 3'-tRNA processing endoribonuclease activity. Lineage: Eukaryota; Fungi; Ascomycota; Dothideomycetes; Pleosporales; Sporormiaceae. The coding region runs from base 473 to 3487 and encodes 1004 amino acids. The record is from RefSeq and is a predicted model, not a curated record. Gene Ontology annotation, biological process: mitochondrial tRNA 3'-end processing.